This is a messenger RNA of Oldenlandia corymbosa var. corymbosa, 1194 nucleotides long. NCBI's taxonomy places the organism in Eukaryota, Viridiplantae, Streptophyta, Magnoliopsida, Gentianales, Rubiaceae. The record is from the annotation of a GenBank genome assembly.
AUGCAUGCGAAUUCAAGUUCUUCACUAAGAACUGAAAACCCACAGGAUCAUCCAGAGGUGAUUCUCAAGGAAAAUUCCGAAGAUCAAACAAUUUUGCAGGCUAAUGUUUCAGUUCAAGAUUUGGAUUCUUCACCAAGUGGAGGAAGAGGAGGCGGUAGUCAUCAGUAUCGGAUUAUCCGACAUGAAAGAUCCCGAUUACCCGAUAACAACAUUAAUCUAAACAUAAGAAGAUCUCAUUCAUCAGGAGCUAGAAGUUCAUCAGCAAAAACUCAACAUGGAUUGAACACGUUGGUUUCGAUUCCCCCACCACUACCACCACCAUCACAAGGAAAUGGGAUGCAUGGAAUAGUUAAUGCUCAUCAAUUUUCUGCAGGAUUGGGUUUGAAUCCCUGUAACUCAAGCACUCAGGAUUUGCAAAGGAGACACAACGGGAAUAUUUUAAUAGGCAGUUACCCUAUCUCCCUCGUUGAUUCAACAAGACCUCAAAGAAGUGCUACAUCUAGUUAUGACCGGAAUCAGAAAUUGCAGCUGACUUCAGCAACUGAUUUGCCUGUUCUUAAUCAAGAAAGUGAAGCUCGAAAUUCGCUACAAGGACACAACCAUGGGAUAGGUACAAAUGAAUGUUUGGGAGCUAGCUCAUUCAUAGAUGGACAAAACAUUCAUGGCUCCCAAACAAUCCAUUCAUCGAAAGUCCAAACUGCUAUUGCUGGAUCUCAUGAAGUUGGCAGCUCCCUAGCGGCAACGUGCCGAGAGGCCGCGGAUUUGGUUCUCAUGUAUCGGCACUUUUUAGAUUUAUUUCCUGAAGUUAAAAGUGGGUUGGACGAGGCUCAAAUAGAAAAAGCUAUUGAAGAUUUAAAAACCUUGAUAGAAACUCCUCAACAGAUGAAUCAUGACAACCCAAUUUCAGAACACUCCCAAAUUGUUCUCUCUCCUUCCGGUCACAAUCCUUCGAUUGAUUGCUAUAGUUCAAUCGAAAGUAAAAAUAAUAAUGCUAAGAGCAAGCAAGAAGAAAGAGAAGGCAGAAGCAAGGAUGCAACAACAUUGGGAAAUGAGGGAACCAAAUUGACUUCGGAGGUGGAAUCUAGUUUUGCCGGCCUUGUUCCAUUCUUGAUGAAUGAUGAAUUUGAGGAUCUAAUUAAAUGGCCUGACCCUGAUUUCCUUAGCUAUUCUGACCCUUACGGGUUUGAUCCUUGA